AUGUGCAUUACGAUUGAGGAAAAAGAUAUCUCGAUUCUUUUAGCAAAUAACGCAGGAAGGCCUUCAACUGCUCUUGUAAAACUAUUAAAAACAUUGAACAUAGAAAAUAACAAAUCAUUUAAAAACAUUCUCGACAUGAUGCAAAAAAAUUGGAUCAGGGGGCAAGAUAAAGAACGCUGGCAAAUAGAAGACAAGUAUCAAGAUAAAAAGGACGUGUUGAUUCCUUUAUUUGAGCAAUUACGACUGUUAAGUGAUAUAAAGAGCACACAAUUCCAUUACACAUAUGCCCUCAUAUUAGGAGGAUUGUUACCGGCGGUUCGUAAGCGCAUGGCUUUUUUAACAUAUGAAUGGAAGAGAGGUGUUCGAUUUGAUGAAAUAAUUCUUCUCGGAUCAUCCCGACCGUUAUUGCCCGAUAGAGAAUCGCCAGAAAUUCUAAAAGAUAAAAAUGAUUCGGAUCUUCCGGCUCGUCCAGAUUGGGAGUUUGAUGGAAAUUUACCGACAAAUGAGAUAGAGAUGAUGGAAUUCGUAUUUAAACAAGCACAAAUUCCUGAAGAUUUAAGAAAGACGAAGAUAGUUUCUAUUAAUUCUCCAAACAUACGAGAUAAGAACGGAAAUGAAAGACGCGCCGGGACUGCAGACACUUUUAACGCUUGGAUAAACGAAACUAAACCAGUUUCUGGGUCUUCUCUAAUAAUUUCUUCCCAACCUUUCGUUGGUUAUCAACAUGAAGUUGCUCUUCUACAUCUUCCGCCAACAUUCCAGUUAGAAACAGUUGGUCCAGGUUUUACGAAUUUUCAAAACAUAAAAGUGGGGGUGAUCCUUGAUAACAUAGCGCGUUGGGCUUAUAAUGUAAAUCAACGCCUAGAAAAAGCCAUUAAAAAUAAUGGGGCCAAAGAAGCAUAA
Acaulospora colombiana is the source of this 903-nucleotide messenger RNA. NCBI's taxonomy places the organism in Eukaryota, Fungi, Glomeromycota, Glomeromycetes, Diversisporales, Acaulosporaceae. The record is from the annotation of a GenBank genome assembly.